Molecule: messenger RNA, 7723 nt
Organism: Megalops cyprinoides (Indo-Pacific tarpon)
Lineage: Eukaryota; Metazoa; Chordata; Actinopteri; Elopiformes; Megalopidae
Product: interferon-induced very large GTPase 1-like
Exons: 4
Coding region: 725-7684 (2319 amino acids)
Molecular function (GO): GTP binding
Source: RefSeq, a predicted model, not a curated record
UUGGCAGAAAGAGCCAGGAAUAUUCCCUUUGGGGUCAAUGGAAAAUGGACGCGGUGUGGUGCACUGGACGCCAUGGUUUCUGCAACUUCGGGAAAGGGAAGCAGUUACGUUCUUUCCAUAUCUUAGAGUUCAGUGCUGUGAAUUUGUUUAUUUAUUUAACGUUUAUGCAACAACGAGCGUAAUGACAUACCGAGAAAAGUAUCCCCAGGAUACCCCGCCCUAGUCCAGACUGAGGGUAUUCUUUUCAGCUAGAUCAGCUAAGCGCCUCAAUUCUCCAGCGAUCUCCUGACUGGAGGUAGCCAUUUCUGUAGUGAGCCUGGCCACCGGUGUGGGAGCAACUAAGGCAGGUAUAAAUGCUUUCGUCCUCCAUAGUUUGGAUCACACAGAGGAAGCUGCUGCUGCACCAUCCUGCUUGCCUCUCCAGCAGCCUGUGGACCUGCCGACAGGCAUGGGUCCAGUGGACAAGAAGGUUGUCGUGGAAGACAAAUUAUUCACAGAUAUUCAUAUUGAACUUUAGAACUGAGGAUUUUCUAAGAUUAAUUGAAUAUCAUACAUUUGAAUCCUCAGUUAUUUUUUGACAGUGGAGGAUUUAAAGCUGUAGACACACAUGGAAUAAAAUCUUCAGAAACCGUUCACUAAUAAGGACAUAACAGUAACAGUUGGAAGAACCAGUUUGACUGAAGACUGAAUCGCAUAGGGUACAUCAAAAGUGACUAAAAACAGAAUGGAGUCCUUAAGGAAAUCUCAAGAACAGGUACAACAGAGUCUAAAUGAGCUUGAAAGCUUAUAUAAAGAGGGCAAAGAUCGAAAUGAUGCAGUGGUGAAAGGCUUUGAAGAGAAGAUUCGUGUGGCUCUCGAUGUCCCAAAGGAAAGCUGGGCUCCUCCUGGUCAAUCUCUGAAGGAUCUAAUACAACAUUUGCAUGGACAGCUGGAAAUUUUGCAGAGUGCCUCACUCUCUCCUGAGACGAUUUCAGAUGUGCAGGUCUUGAAAAAUGCAUCUGGUGGUCUGGCGUUAGAAGGUUUUUACAGAACCCAAAAUCUGGAGGACUUGUUGGCAAAAAGAGAGCAGCUCAUUGAGGUCCCCCUGUCAUUUUCACUCAUUGGCCCAAAACAAAGUGCCAUGUAUGAGCAGAAAGAAUUUUCAUCCCACAGAUCUCAAACAGUUCAUCAGAAAGUCAUGGAGAAGCUGGGCUUCAGUUUCAGCAGCUCAUUGAAUGUUGGAUUAUGGGGCUUUGGCAUUAGAAAUACAACCGAAAGAAAUGAAUCAAGUGAGACAGAAGAAACAAGAACUCAGUCAUGUGAACAGUCUUCCAUCUUCAGCACAAAAUACAACUACAUUCCACUGGCAUCCUGUUUUAUUGAAAAGGAUAAACUGAAGCUUUCACAAGGAGCAAUUAAGGCCCUUCAAGAAAUUGAAACUAUCCUUUCACAUUCUGGUGAGAACAUGGCACUAAGGAACAGAGUCAGCAGUUUUUAUGAGAGAUUUGGCUCCCAUGCAAACCAGGGCCCGAUACACUUUGGGGGAGUUUUCUGGUGGACUGCUUCUGCAGAAGGCUUUAGAAGUGAUGAACUGUCAGAGAUGAAGAAGCUGACAUCUAAAGCUCUGAACAUUCACGUCGGAGCGGGAUACACUAGACCUAUUGUCAGUGUCUCUGCUGGAUUGAGCAUCUCUUCCUCAGAGGUGAAAGGAUCUUCUACUGGAAGACACAGUGAAACCUUGAUGAGUAAAGUGCAGCUGUCAGUCAGUAAAACUGGUGGUCCGGCUGAGACUGAUAAUCACUUGCAGUGGAAGUCUCAUCUUGUCACUAGUAACAGAACCUGGAGCGUUGUUGACAGAGGAACAACUUUAAUUCCUGUCUGGGAAAUCAUCAUGUCUGCUCACAAAAAUGAUUUCCAAGAUGCUCUCAGUUUAGGCACCAAAUUAAAGAAUGUUUAUGAAGAUAUCACUAAGUUAAAUGAGGACGAACUGUGGGGAGAAGAUGUCCUUAUGGAAAUAGAAAGAGCAAAAGCACUGAUUCAGUCAGUACAGAAUUGGACUGCCUCAGACUGUGAAUCCCAAUUAACAGAAUUAUUGGAAUUCAAAACCAGGCUAUAUGAGACAACAGGAUCCUACAACAUCUGGAUUCAAACCUGUCUCUCAAGUCCAGAGCUUCAAGAUUAUUUGAUGGAAGUGGUUAGAGAAAACAAUCAUUCCACGGCUGGAUAUUUGAGAAUUUUGAUGCGCUGUUUGUUGGACCCUGGUCUGUACACAGUUAAAAACUUCAGGCAUAGAGCAGAAAUCAUGAAGUGGGUGUACCUAUCUGAGGAAGACACGUACAAAGACAUUUCUGUGUCAGAAUUCUCAGAGCUAGCCAACAUCCUGCAGCAUGCUAAAGAAGAACUAGAAGACAGAUAUGCCUUCAGGUCUGCUGAACUGGGACAUAGUUCCAAAGUAAGAGCUACAUGUACUAUAACCCAUUCACUGAACUCAUUGUGUCAGACCCUGAGGAAGAACAAUCAGCAAGAAGCUGAACUGCUAAUAUAUUCCAUAAUCAAUGCCUUAGGAUACAGCAGGAAUAGUAAGACAUUUAAUCAUGUUCUGGGUUUUGAAGAAAUUAGCUUUUUACAGAAUAAACUCCAAAAUGCUUACAGCACAUACUCCUCACUGAGAGAAGCGUGCGCUUCCAGGGCUCAGGCCUUCUUGUUGAUCACAGCUUUGACUACGUCCAUUGAUGAAGAUAAAGAGGUCUCCCCCAAGGAAAAAGGUGAAAGAUUGCAGUUCAUAAAGUCAGAAUUAAAGGACAGCCUUUUGGAUACUGUUGAAUUAGCAAUUGAAAACAGCCAUCAAGACUGGGAAAUGCUUGAGGGACAACUGAAUUCUAUUGUGACGUGCUCCCAGAUGGAUGACAAAAAUGCAGAGUCAAAUAAAACGGACGUAGAACUGGACAGCUUAUUAGCAAAGCAUGUGCCAUCUUUAUCUGAGAUUCAACACACUAAUGAACAGAAUAUACCAGUGGAUGAAAGUAAGGGUGAGAAAACUGGCAGCUUUAUGAAUUUGCUCCAAAAGCUGGGUCUAAGUAAGUGCUAUCCCCAGAAGCUGACAAAAGCAGAUGUUCUGGUCAUAGACAGACUAUCUCUGAAUGUGAAUCAACCAAAAGAAGAGAACGAACUGAACUCUCAUUACCUCUACAAACUGAUGAUGUUAGACUAUAGAGCUAGAUAUCUGUUUAUAAAACCUGAGGCAACUAUCAUGGCUGCCGAGAAUGAUGAAGCAACUGUUGAUGAAAAUGAUGAUUUUUUUACCUUUGAUGAGACAUCCAUCCCGGAGGUGAGCAGCAAACAGGCACACAUUCAUCCAAUGGAUGUUCACAUGGCCAUUUUCCACUGUGCCAAUGACUUUUUGCGACAGUACCUUUUUUCAAAACUCUCCACCUGUCAGUUUGGUCUACCUUUCUUAGUGCCAAGCCCCUGCACAGGGGAGGUGGAAUUCCCCCUCUGGGCACUUCGACACAUCAGUAAAUCAUGGCAAAGCAAAAAACAUGGUACAUCUGACAGUUCUGGAAAGUGCAAUAUAAAGCAAAUGUUCAAUACACCAGUGCCAAUUGUUUCCUUCAUUAGAUUAGGAGCGUCUUCCAACUCCAAGGCCCAGAUAUUGAAUGGUGUCAUUAGCAAACAGAGGCACCAUGUGUUUUACCACCGUCAUUGCAAAGGCAGCACUCCAGACAGCCUGCUCAUGAAUGGAGUUGUGGAGAUUGCAUGGUACUGUCCAGGAGGAAAGGAAGAUGACAUUUUUGAUGACUGUGUGGCUUUUCUGAACCUUCAUGGUGAUGCAGCAGAACAACCAAAACAACUUGAAUUUCUGCAGGCAGUAAGCACUGUCAUUGUGCUUCUACUUUCGGAACAUCCUUUGGGUGACGGGGCUAAAGUAAUUUCCCAGAAACUCUCCAAGUCUCCUGUCCCUUUGAUUUGCCUUUUCUCAGGACAGGAGAAAGUUCAGCCUUCUAAAAAUCUAACAAAAGUGAGACUUGCUGCGAAGAACAGAAACGAAGCUGAGCUCACUGAUGAGCUGAUUUCAAGCAUCAAACAGUGCAUUGGUGCAUAUGAAAAGACCGGAAGCCUUGAAACAUGUUCUGAAGUUGCAAGAAAACAACAGUUCAGAGUAGAUGAAGAUAAGCAAUCAUGUCAAGAUGGACGUGAACAGGCCCAGACGUUAAGGUGCCUAUUGAGUGAGGGACACUUACCAACUCUCAAGGAGAGGCUUUUGCCUUUGCAAGGUGAAUUGUGGCAUGCCUGGUGCAGGAAAAACAAAGAACAGUAUCGCUUACAGUGCAAAGCACAGACAAGCAUUGAACAGCAGCUGAGUACAAUCUCAGCUGAGAUGGACAAAAUCCGACAGAGACAGCUGAACACAGCCACUCCUCUUAAUGACUUCCUGAGAUCAUUUUUAGACUGCCUGACAUCACCUGUUCAUUCCCAUGAUACAACUCUGUACAUGCUACAGUGGCUAAGAAUUCUCCUUGAUGACCUCACCGCUGGUGUGAUUGCAGGGCUGGAGGGGGAGUAUCACUCAACAUGGACACAAAUGAGGCGCAUUCCCAAAGACAAAGCAAAAUCAGUGGACACAGAGAAACUGCGAACAAAACUUAAUGAUAUAUCUGACAAAAUGGCUGCUAGUACAAUUGGUCUUCAGCAUCUUAUGAGAGAGGUUGGGCAGCUCUAUGAAGCAAUUGCUGCACCUAAAAAUAUCACACAAAAUGACAAUAAUCUUCCUGCAAUUGGUGUGGAAAUGCUGGUAUCUGGGUAUCCACUUGAACUAAUGGAUGGAGAUGCUGCCCAUGUGCCUUUAGAUUGGAUUAAAGCUGUUCUGGAUGAACUCAUUAGAAAACUUGGAGACAAAAAGGUGUUUGUGCUGUCCAUUCUAGGGAUUCAAAGCUCUGGGAAAUCCACAAUGCUGAACACCAUGUUUGGCCUUCAGUUUACUGUGAGUGCAGGGAGGUGUACACGUGGUGCCUUCAUGCAGCUAUUAAAGGUGGACCCCAGCAUUGUGAAUGAGCUUGGAUAUGACUUUGUCCUCAUUGUGGACACAGAGGGACUUCGAUCACCAGAGAUCAGUAACAGUUCAUCACUGAGCCAUGACAAUGAGCUGGCCACUUUCAUCAUUGGAAUCGGCGACAUAACCGUCAUCAACAUAAUGGGAGAGAACCCGUCCGAGAUGCAUGAGAUCCUUCAGAUUUGUGUCCAGGCUUUCUUGAGAAUGAAGAAAGUUAAAAUCGCACCAAGUUGCAUUUUUGUGCACCAGAAUGUUGCAGAAGCAUCGGCUGGAGACAAAAACAUGGAGGGGAAGAGACGUCUCCUGGAGAAACUGGAUGACAUGGCUCGAAUAGCAGCACAGGAAGAGAAUGUCGAUGGCAUUAACAGCUUCAGUGAUGUAAUACAGUUUGACUUGGAAACCCAGGUGUUCUACUUCAAAAAUCUUCUUGAGGGAGACCCACCCAUGGCUCCUCCAAACCCCUCAUACAGCCAGAAUGUUCAGGGGCUGAAGACAAAGCUGCUGACAAUUGCAGAGUGGCAGAAGGACUUCCAGUUUUCCUCAUUUUCAAAAUUCAAAUCGCGAGUCAGUGAUCUUUGGAAUGCUCUUUUACAGGAAAACUUUGUUUUCAGCUUCAGAAACACAAUAGAAGUGAUGGUGUACAGUGCUCUGGAGGAGAAGUAUGCCGCAUGGUCAUGGAGACUUAGAAAGCAUGCGCUGGAGAUGCAGAGCAAAUUGCACAAUCAAAUUGGCAGCAACAUAAUUCAGGAUGUGAAUGGAGCAGAUCUGACAGAGAAAUUUGACCAAGUGUACAAUCCACUGAAAAGUGAGAUUGAGAAGUAUUUCAAAGAAGACAAAAACAAAGAGACCCUCAUAAAGUGGAGGGCAAGCGUUGACAAACGCUUUGAAAGCCUGAAGCAUGAUCUCAUUGAAGGGACUCUAAAGAAAUGCAAAGAAUUAAUUACCUCCAAGAAAAACAGAUCAGAACUGGACCACAAAAAAAUUGAGUAUGAGAAUGAAUUGGUGGUAAAGAGUAAAGCCCUGGCAUCCACACUAAAGGGUCAGCGUCUCACUGAUAAGCAAGUGGAGGACAAGUUUGAUACACUCUGGGUUGAAUGGAUAGCUGAUGUGGCCAAAGCGCAGCCACCCGAGGAGCACAUUAAUGUCAAAGCCGUAGUAGAGACAGUCCUCCGAGAACACUUCAAAAAACAGCCGAACAUUAUUGAGAAAAUAAAAGGUGAACGUGGAAAGUUUGAAUUUAACAAGAAAAAACAUAUAUCCCAGAGCACAUGGGAGUGGCUCAAAUCAUUAGGAAGGGGCAGUGUGGGGCAUGAUGCUGAUACACUCAAACAACAAGUGAAUCAGACAGUCAAUGCAUACAUCAUGACAAAAGAGGACGAAAACAAGGACUUUGAUGAGAACUUGAUGUAUGAAAUAUUAUCAUGUAUUGGAAAAAAUGUUGAUGAAUUUCAGAAUUCCACAGGUGAUCUGAAGUUCACAAAUGAAUUCAAGCUGGACUUGUCUAUCCAUCUUUGUAUCAAAUCUAUUUGGAGAUUUGAGAAAAUUCAUAAAGCCUUCAGGACUGCAAACAAUCCACUGACAUAUCUGCAAAGCCAAAGAGACAAGUAUCUCCAGACUUUCAAAAACUAUUGCAAAGGAGCAAGUUCUGUGACAAUAUUUGUUGAUUAUCUGUGUAAACACAUCAAACCAGAAGUCCUGAAAUCGGGCACUGUUAGAACCGGUCGGAGAAUUGCAAAUGAAUUGAAAUCCAACAACCCAGCUUUCAACAGCAACAGAUCAAAUCUUGAAAAUCACAUACUGAAACAACUGGUAACUAAGAAGAACUUCAGCUUGUAUGAGGAAUACAUUGACCAUCCAAAGAGUUACUUUCAAAGAUUUAUCCAUGAACAGGUGGAUACAUUUUGUGGAGAUUCAGUACAGCUGGGCAAAAUUCAAGAGGAAAUUCUGGAAACCUUAAAAAAUGAGAUUUUACUGGCAAGCACAGCAGUUACUGAGGAAGUGGAUGAACGAAAAGGCAACGCAUCCAUGUGGCUUGACCAGUUCUGUCAAACCGUUGGAGAACACAUAGUAAUAAAUAGAGAAGAACUAAAAAGCAUUGAAGAUGAAGAAAUUAAAGACCUACAGUUUCUCAAAAACAGGAUGGCCGUAUCUCUGGAAGACAUGGUGAAGAACGAAAAGAGAAUUGAUUCAGUGGCCUUGAAACAGAAGGCCACAGAAAUUCUGUGUGAGCAGCUUCAGGGGUGUUGGGCCCAAUGUCCUUUCUGCAAAGCCAUCUGCACAAACACCAUCCCUAACCAUGGUGGAGAGCACAGUGUGAUGUUUCAUCGGUCCAAAGCCUUGGGUCGUGUUCACUAUGUGGACAUAGACAAUUUUGCCAUUGAUUUCUGCACCACUUCAGUGAGCAGUGAUUCAAGUUUCAGAGGUCAUGGAAUGAGUAAUUGGGUCCCCUACAAGACCUACAGAGAUGCUGGAGAUCCUUACAAUACAUGGAACAUCACUGCUGAUGGUAGUACUCAGCACUACUGGAAAUGGUUCAUCUGCAAGUUUCAGACACAGUGGGAGGGAAAAUGCGGAUACAGAUUUGCUGGUGAUGGUAAAAUCCCUGAGGAAUGGAAAAAAAUCACAGAAGACUCUGUGUUGAAAGAGUUAAAGUGAAUGUUUCCCUGAGUUUGAAGGAAAAUUGUACAACGAGCA